CGGCAUUGUGAAAGAAACAUUUCCUCCCUAACCCCCUUAUUCAUUCUGGAAAUUCAACAUUUUAAUAACUGAUCAUAAGCUUUUCUUGGUGUUGUUAUGGAUUGUUACGCAAAGAUGAAAAAUAAUAAGAGGAGGCAGGUAAGUGUUAUUGAAGAAGAUAGAAUCAGUAAUUUGCCAGAGCAUUUGAUAGACUCAAUCUUAGAGCGGCUUCCAAUUCAAGAUGUUAUACGGACAAGCAUUCUUUCAAAAAAGUGGAGGUACAAAUGGAGAACAAUGAGGGCAGUGGUUUUCGAUGAGCAAAUUUCUAAAAAGUUGGCGAAAAAUGGAGCGUUUGGUAGACAUGGGUUUAUAAGGGUCAUAAACCAAGUGUUGCUCCUUCACAAGGGUUCUAUCUCCAAAUUUUAUCUCUGCAUACCCGACAUGUUUCUUGAUAGCUUCCAAGAUGUUAAUCAAUGGAUGUUAUACUUAUCAACAAAAGGUGUCAAGGAUUUCACUAUUGCUAACUCAAAUCAACGUUAUCAACUUCCUCGUUGUGUGUUCUCUUGUCUCGAGCUGAGAAAGUUGGAACUUAAUAAGUGUAUCUUUAAGCCACCGCUUCAGUUUGAAGGAUUUCUCUACCUUGAAAGUCUCGUUUUCAAUAAUGUUGACUUUACGACUGACUUAGGCGGAACUGCGAUCAACUUACCACAACUUAAGAAGUUGAUCAUGCGUUCAUGCACCAAAGCAUACAAUCUUAAAAUCCAUGCUACAAAUUUGCAGGUUUUGCUUAUCAUGAAUUGCCCUGAUGUCAUGUUACUUGAGUUAUUGCGUAGUCAACGUCUUGGUAUGGUUUGUUUAACACUCAUGAAACCAAUGGAAGACUUUGUAAGACUCGAAAGGAUGAAUCUCGCAUUGAUGUUCGCUAACAUGUCUAGACUUCGAUGGUUUUAUAUUGAUGGCCAUUUUCUUAAGGUUUUUAUUGCAGAAAAGCCAAAGUGGUUUCCACAUGCGGUUAAUAGUUUAAAGCGUUUGUGGUUGAUAGAUUUUUCACUUUGUGAUUUGGAUCACCUCCAUGGCGCUCUUUGUUUGCUUCGAAACUCACCGAAUCUAGAAGAACUGCGUAUGAUGCAUACUCAAACGGAGUCUGAAUUAAUGCGUUGUGGUGAGGAAACAACUUCAAGUCAUUUGGAAUCACCAGGCUGCUUGGAUCAAACAUUGAAUCGGUUGCGAAUUGUGGAAUUAUCACCUUUACAAGGUUCAAGACCACAAUUGCUUUUUGUAAAGCUUUUACUUGCUCAAUCCCCUUCUCUUGAGAAGUUUACCAUCCAAUCAAAUGGAACUUUGGAUCCUUAUAAAAGGUUUAACAUUGCUAAGGAUGUUAUGAGGUUCCCUAGAGCCUCACCGAAAGCAGAAAUGAUCUAUUUGGACCCCAACUCAUGAUGUUUGUGAUUAUACACAUAAGUAAUAUGGUUGGAGGAAGCGAAGUGCUACAUUUGUGCAGGGGUGGAUCUGCCUCUUAACAAAGGGUAACCGACGUUAACGCUCUGACGGUAGUGUAAAUUUAGUGUGAAUUUUGGAAAAAAUUGACGUUUUUUUUUUAUUUUUUAUUUCGUUACCCUUUUUCUUUAAAACGUUGCCCCUAUAAGGAUUUUCUAGAUCCGCCACUGAUUUGUGCACCCAAGUAUACUAGCUCUCAAGUAAGUUUAAAAUUGGUUGUCUAAUAUCAAGUAGUUGCCUGAAACUAUUAUUUCUAAUGUACUAAAUGUAUUCUGUGGUGUAUAAGGUUUACUUCUUAGUUUAUUAAAAAUUGCCCUUUGGGUUCCAAA
This is a messenger RNA of Helianthus annuus (common sunflower), 1805 nucleotides long. Its product is annotated as F-box/FBD/LRR-repeat protein At1g13570. Lineage: Eukaryota; Viridiplantae; Streptophyta; Magnoliopsida; Asterales; Asteraceae. Gene Ontology annotation, molecular function: protein binding. The transcript has 5 exons. The record is from RefSeq and is a predicted model, not a curated record. Bases 97 to 1419 code for a protein of 440 amino acids.